Messenger RNA from Tilletiopsis washingtonensis, 1069 nucleotides. Its product is annotated as COQ7-domain-containing protein. The transcript has 2 exons. The record is from RefSeq and is a predicted model, not a curated record. Gene Ontology annotation, biological process: ubiquinone biosynthetic process. The coding region runs from base 224 to 1015 and encodes 263 amino acids. NCBI's taxonomy places the organism in Eukaryota, Fungi, Basidiomycota, Exobasidiomycetes, Entylomatales. Gene Ontology annotation, molecular function: 3-demethoxyubiquinol 3-hydroxylase activity. Gene Ontology annotation, cellular component: mitochondrial inner membrane.
UGACCACCCCGACGCCGUCCUAGCUGCCCUGAACAUCUUCCCACGCCAGCGCUCGCAGCCGCUGCAGGGCGCCAGCGUGGGUGUGAGCGACGCCGGCGAAGGCGCUGCGUCUGCUGUCCUUGGGCAAGAGCGCAGCUCGGUCCGCCUCCUCCACCCGCCACAUCCCGCGGCUUAUGUUAGCUCUCUCACACCACGACCGCCACCCUCUCCCGCACUCCUCAGCAUGGCCUCUCGUUCACUCCUCACACGCGGCGCCGCCGCCACCCGGCAGCAGCUCGGCCGCAGCAGCAUCGCCGGACCGUCGCGCGUGCGUCUCUCUUCCACCGUCGCCUCGUUGGCAUACACGCGCGACACGGCUGGCGAGAGCGGCGCCGCCGAGCCGCCGGCUGCGACGGCCAGCACGCCGCAGCUCUCGCCGCACGACCGCGAGCUGCUGACUCGCAUGCUGCGCGUCGACCAUGCGGGCGAGGUGGCGGCCAACACGAUCUACGAGGCACAGGCGCGCGUCUUUGGGCGCAUGGGCGAUCCCAAGACGGAGAAGCUGAUGCUGGAGAUGUGGGAGACGGAGAAGAAGCACCUGGCCGUCGUGCGGCAGCUGCUGCAGCAACAUCGCGUCUCGCCCAGCAAGCUCAUGCCGCUGUGGAGCGCUGCCGGUAGCCUGCUCGGCGGCGUCACGGCGCUGCUGGGCAAGGAGGCGGCGAUGGCGUGUACAGAGGCAGUGGAGACGGUCAUCGGCGAGCACUAUGACGACCAACUAGUGCAUCUGCGCACUCUGACGGAGACGCCGGCGGCCUCAGCCUCGGCCGCGACGCAGACCACAGCGUCCGGCGAGCCGGCGCUGCACCCGUCGCUGCCGCUGCUGGCCGACGUGAUCACCGAGUUCCGCGACGACGAGCUCGAGCAUCUCGACACGGCCGUCGAGCACGACGCGCAGAUGGCGCCGGCGCAUGCUCUGCUCUCUGCUGUCGUCGGCUGGGGCUGUCGUGGCGCCAUCGCCAUCGCUGGACGUGUCUGAUGGCAACGCAUCUAUUUAUCAACCUCACUCUUGCGUGCAGCGGGCUGGUCAAGC